AUGGCUCGUUUAAUAUUAGAUACUAAUUGUUUUUCUUAUAACAACAAAUAUUACCAACAAACUCGUGGUGGUGCUAUGGGCUCAGCAUUUACACAAGUAUUGGCUAAUAUCUAUAUGUAUGAAUGGGAGCAAGAUUUAAUCAAACAUCAAGCAAUACAUAAUGGAGUAUAUGGAAGGUACAUCGAUGAUAAUGAAAAUGGUCAAUUAAAAACAUCUCUUUAUUAUAAACUAACUACUGAACCUUAUAUAUUGCCAUACACAUCCGAUCAUUCACGACAUAUUCAUCGUAAUAUGCCAUAUGCUGCUCUACUAUGUGCUGCUCGUAUUUGUUCUGACGUACAGGACUUCAAUACAGAAUGUAUUCGUAUUGAUAUGUUCCUAUUAGUAAAUAAUUAUCCACCAAAUUUCAUUAAAAAACAAAUCUAUCGAUUCUUCCAACUGAACAAUGCCAUGCCUAUUGUAAACGAAUUGAAUGAUCAAGUUUAUCAUCGACUACAUCAACAAUUGUUGUCUCAACCAACACAACGUGAAAAACAGCUACAUCUUAUGACACAAGAUCCAAUUUGA
Molecule: messenger RNA, 567 nt
Organism: Rotaria sordida
Lineage: Eukaryota; Metazoa; Rotifera; Eurotatoria; Philodinida; Philodinidae
Source: the annotation of a GenBank genome assembly